AUGGUAUGUUCUUUGUUUCCCCCAGCCAACCUUAACAUCUCUGCAGCUGGCUAUCAGCUGUUGCCUGAGGACCCCACCCACCCUCAGGCUUUCCUUCCCACACUGGACAAUGUAGUAGGGACCAAUUACUUCCAGCGUAGUGCCAAGCUGGUCCAUGUGGUGCUGCGCGGAGGCCACGUCCUUGACAUCAAGACCACUCCCAUGAUCACCCUCACCAGUGGCCUCAUGGUGAAGGAAGAUGAGUUUUAUGAGCAGAACCUUGUGAUGAAUCUGGCCAACCUGUUUGAGGUAUCCCCAGACAACAUCAGGGUCAUCAGUGUUAUGCGGGAGGACUCCAAGAGACAGCAGGGAAGGCUGGAGGCUGAGGUGGCCAGCAUUCCAACUAUAAGCCUGAAUGGUGAGGGGGAGAAGGGAGCAACUGGCGGGGAGGUGAUUCCCUAUGAGAAGCUGGUGCAGAGUCUGGAAAAGGCCAUCAAUAGAUUCCAGGACGAAUCGUGCAGCAACUGUGCCUCUCUCUCGGUGAGUGACCCCAUCGAGCCACCACCCAAGGAAGCCCCUCCAAAAGCUACAGAGGAGGAAGGCACUGUUGUCAUUCCAGAUGUCGAACCGUUCUACAAGCAGCAGGAGAAGGAGGUGGCAGAGAAGAUCAAGGAGAGCCUGGCAGUGACAGAGUAUGUCGAGCCAUCCAGUAUAUUGGUGCUGAGUGGUGUGCCCAGCAGUGUGGUGCAGUACACAGUGUUUGAAAUGCAGCCGUCUGUCACUGUACUGGAUAAAGAGGGUGCACCCAUCAGUGACCUGGGCCACAAGAGUGAUCCCUGGCAGGUCACGGCUAGUUUGUCAGGAGCUCCGCCAGGUGCCAUCCUCAUUGGCACCACCACAGUUCCCUACAGGAACAGCACUGCCACCUUUACCGACCUGUCUGUCAGCAAGCCCGGGGAAGGGUACAACCUCUCUUUCACCAUCACCUUCCCCAGCUAUGCUCCAGUCCUCACUGCCACCCUGGUGGAGACCUUCAGCUCAACACAGAUGAGUGCAGCAAUGGUCCUGCAGCAGCCCAGCAUAGUGCAGGCCGGACAGCCCAUCGCCAUCACUGUUCAAUUUGUUGACGAGGAUUCUGGCUUGGUGCUGGAUGGCCAGGCCUUCAAAGGUGAGGAGACAGACAGGCAUGAUUGCCUUAAAUGUUGCAUAUAAAGAGUAACAAAACAGUAUAAUCUUUGUUAACAUGAUGUGUUCAGUUUGUUGACAAGGACUCUGGCUUGGUGCUGGAUGACAAGUCUUUCAAGGUGAGGAGACAGACAGGAUUUUUUUUUAUUUAUUUAUUUGAUUUUUUUUUUUUAAGUAAUAAAACUAUCAUUUCUAUUAUUGUUAUCAUGAGGUGUUCAGUUUGUUGACAAAAAUUCUGGGUUGUAGUUUGAUGGCAAGGCAUUGAAGGUGAGGAAAUGGACAGAAAUCAAGGUAAAUUUUUUUGGAUUGAGUAAUAUAACAAUAUUCAUUCUGUUAUCAAGAGGUGUUCAGUUUAUUGACAAGGACUCUGGCCCAGUUUGUUUACAAAAAUUCUGGCUUAAUGUUUGAUGGUGAGGCUUUCAAGGUGAGGAGAUGGACAGAAAUUACCAAGUUAAUUAAGGGACUGUAAUCCACAUUUUUGAAUGAAAAUGUAUGCAAAAAAACAAAAUUGGGCUGUGCACGCUGAAAAAUCAUCCAGCACUUUGGCAACAAUCUGCCAAAGUUUGAGCCGUGUGUCUGGGGUGUGACUUGUUUACAAUCAGGCUUUAGAUUACACCUUGUGGUACUCCUUAUGUUUUGCUAUUUUUCAUGUACUGUAUCUGGUUUUUUUUUGUGUGUGCAUGAUUUUUUAAGACUUUCUUCAGAUGUGUGGCAUGUUAUCCCUAAGUGGUGGGAGGGGAGGGAGUGGGGCAGUAGUUACUUGAUAAUGAGUCAGUACUUAGUUGGCCUAAGUUGAGGACAGGGCAUGUGUGUACUGCCACGCUGGUGUCAGACCACCCACACAACUCAUAAAAUUUAUGAGAGAAAUUGUGUUAUUAUCUUCUGUGAAGACUAUGACAGAAUGCCAUGACCCAGGAAAUACAUACUUCUGUGACUUAGCCAGCUACCACCACCACAUACCUUCAGUAUGCUUAGUGCAUUACAGGCCUUGCUGUGAGUAAAAAAAAAAAUUGUAAUAGAAAAAAGUAGAUCAGCUGUUUUCAAACCUGACAGUGGUGAUGUGAUGAAUUGUGAUGUAUCAUUUGAUGCAUCAUCUGACGUCAGAUGAAAAGAUGAUGAGAUGCCUCAAAGGCAUGACCUGCAAUGAACACCUGCAUUCAUGAGUGUGGAGAAUUGUUCCAAGUAUUGGAAUACUUCAGACAGGACAGUGAACUUCCCAAUUGUGACGGGCGUCUGCAAUUACAAUGUAGGCUGCUUGUCAAGUGGCUUCACAGACACUCUUGGAGCUGAGUUUAUCAUUACACUGGAGGAGUACCUGAAGGCCAGAGAUGCAGCCAUGGACACACACUCAGACUAUCUUGGUACUGAGUUUGUCACUACACUGGAGGAGUACCUGAAGGCCAGAGAUGCAGCCAUGGACACACCCUGCAGGGGGAAGCAGAGGAACACCCCAAUUCACACAGAUAUGGAGUGUGUUGCAGGGGUUGAUUGAUGAUGCAAUAAAUCACACUUCUCAAAUGUAAGCCUUUCUUCUUUAAAGUGAUACUUCAUCAUUAGUUUUAUGUGCUAUUUACUUUUUUCGUUGUGUAUGUCUGCAUUGCUCACAGAUUUUAUGUAAAGAUUUUUUUUUAUUUCAUUAAGAUAUAUUUUUCAUAUGCAUAAGUACACAUUUUCUAAGUUACGUUGAAAGUCACACACUAAUAUAUAUCUUUUCCCUACUAUAAAAACAUCUUUGUGUAGAAUGUGCAUAAAAUUGAUUUAGCAGUAAUUACUUUUGUCACUGAUAAUUUUUAGAUAAUAAUGAGUUGAUUUAGUUUUAAGGAGUUAUGAGUUAAAAAUUGUAUAGAUAUAGAAAUUUAUAUAUUAACUUUUCUUCCUCUUAUUUUUUUAUCUAUCAUCCUACAAUUUGUACACACUUAAAUAGGCAUCAUAGCUACCGUAAGUAAAAAUAAAUCAUGUUUGUCGGUUAACAGUUUCAAAAAACCUUACCAAAAGCAGACCACAGUCUUGUAAGUUUACAUUUUGUUAAGCCAAACCUCCUGGGACCAUAUGCAUUAUCACUAAAUUACUGCUUAAACAUUAAAUCAUCGUUUUACAUCCUCAAUAUGGUGGAACUUGCCACUUAAAUUCUGAAAGAUACCGUCUGAAGUCCUCAAGAUGCAUCAUAAAAGAUGGGUUCACCUAGGCUGCAAUGCUACACUGGCUGUGCAAUCCUAUAGCCUGACGCUGGCGAUGCGAUGCUUGCCACGUGAGUAUUCACACCGUAAAUGAUGCUGUGCUGUCAGACAGUGCUUGCAUCAAUUGUCACAUCACUCAGUAGCUCAGUGCAUCUGCAGCAUCAUGGGAGACAUUGCUCUGUGGUCUCUUGAGGAGGAACUACUGCUUCUAGCUGUGGCAAAGAAAAAGAAAUUGAGUGCAUGAAAUAAAUCCAGCAAGACCAACAUACAACCACGGGUAUUUCUGUAGUUCUUCUAUAAGUUGUUCCAUAGCAAACAGUUUGCACCUUUUCUUCCUAGGGGAGCAACAAGCAGUAAUGACUGGAAGCUACACAGCUUUGCAUCAUACGCAUCGUAUAGCUAGUGUAGCAUCACAGCCAGUGUGAACCUGCCUUUAAGAUUGCAUCCUAUCAGCAAGCAAGGCUGUGCUAGAUUAACUCCACUGACACUGCCAGCAGCAGCAACAGACUUU
Scylla paramamosain (green mud crab) is the source of this 3852-nucleotide messenger RNA. RefSeq names its product fibrocystin-L-like. Bases 1 to 1191 code for a protein of 396 amino acids. Lineage: Eukaryota; Metazoa; Arthropoda; Malacostraca; Decapoda; Portunidae. The record is from RefSeq and is a predicted model, not a curated record. The transcript is spliced from 7 exons.